Molecule: messenger RNA, 2817 nt
Organism: Ceratina calcarata
Lineage: Eukaryota; Metazoa; Arthropoda; Insecta; Hymenoptera; Apidae
Gene: Edc3
Product: enhancer of mRNA-decapping protein 3
Exons: 6
Coding region: 416-1825 (469 amino acids)
Biological process (GO): P-body assembly; deadenylation-independent decapping of nuclear-transcribed mRNA
Cellular component (GO): P-body
Molecular function (GO): mRNA binding
Source: RefSeq, a predicted model, not a curated record
AACUGACCGACGUUUAUAAUAAAUUAAAAGAACGAUAUUUAGAAAAUUAGUUUAUGAAUUUUUAUAAAAAUAGUUCUCAAUUAAACUGCCAGCUUUUUUUUCGUACUUACUUCUGGACACUUUCCUUCAAACUAAACAAUUUUUUAAAUAAAUACGUAUCGAAGCAUGGUGCCUAUUUCUCGUGUUACGUGUAGCCGUAGCAUGUUGAAGAGCGGUGAAGUCCUUUACAGACCAUCAGUGAGGUUAGAGUAGGAAUGAAAAUAAGUCCGGCGUUUUAUGUUAAUGAACACGUUAUAAUACAUUUUUCAUAUUUUCAAACAUCUAAGCAAUUAUCCGGUUUUAAAUUAGAAAAUUGGUAAGGGAAAAGAGAAAAUAGGACCGAACUUCAUCUGCAAUAAGUAGGUGUAUAAUCAGAAUGUCUGAGCAGUACGUGGGUUGUACAGUUUCUGUAAAGUGCAUUGAAGAAAUUGGAACUUAUCAAGGGCAGAUAGUUGAUUUGAAUAAAGAUAGUGUUACACUUUCAAGAGCUUUUUGUAAUGGAGUGCCACAUACUUCACCUGUAGUGUUAAGUACAAAGGAUAUAUUGGACGUAGAAUUUAUAGCAAUUAAUGAUCCAGGAUCUAUUGUCAAUGAUAACAACCAAGCACAAAAUAAGGUAACUGUGAAAAGACCUAUUGCCAAACGAGCUGGCAGGUCUUUUUCAGAAAGUGUUUCAUCUUCUGUUCAGUCCACAUCUUCACAACUUCAGUCUAAUUUCAAAAAAGCAGACGCGAAUUCUCAGUUUAUCAUAGAACAAUCUGCAAACGGGAAGAUUCCAUUAGUAGAAUCUGUUAAUAAACCAAUGCAAAAGAGAUUAAGUCAUAGGCAACGAGCUUUGGAACGAGAUGAACACACAUUCGGUACUCCAAUUGAUCAGUCCUUGAGUCAAGAUUUUGACUUCGAAAAGAAUUUGGCUUUAUUUGACAAAGAGGCUGUAUGGCAGGAAAUAAAUUCUCUGAAACCUGAUAUAGUCAGACAAUCGGAGAAUAACAGAGGUACCAGUGGACGAUAUAGGCAUGAUGAAAAUGUUAUUGUCGCUGAACCUACAGUUUUUAGACAAAUAAUAGUACCUAGCGCGGGCGAAAAAGAAUACGUAACAGAUAACGGUUUAGUAAUUCCUAGCAUUACUCUCAAUCUUCAUCGUCAAUUAAUAGGAGCAGCCGAUCGGUUUGGUAUCAGUUGGGAACGCAGAGUAGAACUUCUCGGUCGUGCUGGUGCAGAAAUAAUACUGCAACUACUAGGAGGAAGUCGUCGACUUAAUCCAAACAAUGCACAUCAAUGGCCAACGGUUGUCGCACUCUGCGGAGCUCAUCGUUCCGGUGCUGCGGGCGUUAAUUGUGCUAGGCAAUUAUCUAGUCAUGGGGUUAAGACAAUAGUAUUUGUAGAAAAUUCGGAAGAUGUUUUCCUCUUGCAAGAGUUAUCUUUAUAUAAAUUAACUGGAAACAAAGUAGAGACUAAAGUAAAGAAUCUACCAACAGUAGCGGAUUUGGUACUUGUUGCACUCUGCGACGAGAAUUCGCCGAGAAUGAUUACGCCUGUAGCGAGGUGGGCGAACAGUAACAGAGCGACUAUUUUAGCUAUCGAACCGCCGGCUACUGGAACACCUGGUAUACUUAGCAAAUUUAGUCUACUUGGAGGAUUACCAUUGGCCCAUAGUGUUGACAAUGGCAGAUUAUAUUUAUGUAAUCUUGCACUGCCAAACAAAGUAUAUGCAGACGUUGGUAUAACGUACAGGUCUCCUUUUGGACCGAAGUUUGUCAUUCCUUUGCAUUCCAAUAAUUCUUAGCAAAUUUAAACAAUGAUAAUACUUCAAAUAUAAUAUUUUAAUUUAGCAUAAUUUUAUUUUUAUAUUGCUGAUAUGAAUUUAUACUUGUAAGAACAACUUUCGAAUUUAUUUAAUCGCGGAAAUCAUGUGAAUCAGACGUUUAACGUUAUUAGGUUGAAAUGUAGCUUGUUGCAAUUUACAGUGCGAAUGCACGUGUCAAUGUUUUUUUUAAAUAUCUUCCUGUACAUUGUAUACAAUGAGUGAGCAUUAUAGAAAGAAGGUGAAUAUACAGUGUUUGGUUUUGUAAGUUACAUUAAAAAUUAAAUGCUUUUAAAUAAACAAUAAACACAAGUAAAAAUAGUAUAUUAGUUUUUAAAUAUCAUAAAAUAUGAAACUUAAUCUACUUACACUAUUCAAUUCGUUUUAACGAGUAUGCUGGUUCAUGAUAUGCAUACUAUAUUCUUUUUGCAAAAAAAAACCAAACAAAUACUCUUUACAUUUAAACACCCCGCUUUCAUUUAUAACCGUGGGGUCAUUAUUGAUGAUACUUAAUAAAUACGGAUGAAAGGAACAAAUAAAUUCAUUAACAAAAAAGUUCACCUAUUGGAAGGUCGCAAGCAAAAUUUUUAUCAUGUUUUCUGGAUACUAUAGUAAUCGUGCUACAUAAUAUUUUAAUAGACAUGGAAGUUACUGUAAACGAAGAAGUUUAUUAUAUUCUUCAUAAUAUGUGAUAUAUUAAUAUAAAACAUUUGUAAAGUACUUAUUUAUAGAUUGUUCAUCGUCCAAAUUUUAACUAGCAUGUGAAAUUCUUUAGACUUACAUUAUUCAGAGAUGGAGGUAAACUACAAUUGCUAUAUUUUUACCGCUACAAGAAGCUUGCUUAUCAAAUCAUGGCUUGCACUGAUGUUUACUGAAUAAUGUACGAAAUACGGUAGCGUAAUUAAUUGAUUAGAUGUCAUAAAUGUUUGUAAGAUUUAUUUUAGUUAUAGAUAAGUAAGUUAUUUAUAUUUUAC